Molecule: messenger RNA, 918 nt
Organism: Histoplasma mississippiense
Lineage: Eukaryota; Fungi; Ascomycota; Eurotiomycetes; Onygenales; Ajellomycetaceae
Exons: 7
Coding region: 1-918 (305 amino acids)
Cellular component (GO): 90S preribosome; nucleus
Source: RefSeq, a predicted model, not a curated record
AUGGGUUUGCCUGCGCAAUCGAAACCCUUAAUUAAAGCCGGGAAGAAAAGACGUAGAGAAGACGAGGCAGACACUGGGUCAGCACAGCAUGCUCCUCCCACAGCACCAGGGGCAGCAGCUGAUGAGGGUGGUAUCAAGAAGAGGAAACGCAAGAGAACGAAGCAAAUUGUUGAAGACCCGAAAGAUGCAGACAAGAAGGAUGGAAUAGAUGAGUCUAUUGGCAAGAUGGACGGGCCUCUCCUAGCGGAUUUCUUCGCACAACAAGCCAAACGGCACAACAGCCAAUUGACCGCCAUCGAAUUAGACGAUGUCUAUGUACCAGAACAGGCAUUUCUCGAUACGACUUCAUGGAAGUCACCAAGAGUGUUAGAAAAUCUGCCCGCAUUUUUGAAGGUUUAUAGCAGGAAGAAAGGGAGCCCCGACUCCCUUUCAACUGCACCUAAAGAAAAUGGCAGUCCGCAUACAAUAGUGAUCACGCUCGCAGGCCUCAGGGCGGCAGAUAUUACGAGAGCACUUCGGCAAUUCCAAAACCAAGACUGUGCAGUGGCGAAAUUAUUCGCGAAACAUAUCAAGCUGGCUGAAGCCAAGGAGUUUGUGAAAAAAACAAGAGUUGGUAUUGGCAUCGGGACCCCUGUGCGAUUGAACGAUUUGGCUACCUCUGGCGAGCUAAGACUUAAACAACUCCAACGGAUUGUCAUCGACGGCUCAUACGUCGACCAGAAGAAACGGGGCAUAUUCGACAUGAAAGAUUUACAUCUACCUCUUCUUCAAUUUCUCAAUCGCGCAGAUCUACGCCACCGAAAGCUGAAGCUGAAGAGAGCAGUUGCAUUAUCCAAGUACUGGAAGAAAAUCAAACGACCCCGGGGUGGCCUCAUGAUAUCCGUGUUCAUUAGAAUCCUUCGCUAUUAUCAGUUUUAG